Messenger RNA from Pocillopora verrucosa, 1362 nucleotides. RefSeq lists its product as uncharacterized. The record is from RefSeq and is a predicted model, not a curated record. NCBI's taxonomy places the organism in Eukaryota, Metazoa, Cnidaria, Anthozoa, Scleractinia, Pocilloporidae.
GACUUGACUAACAAGAAAUUAUUUUUCUGCUGAUCCAAUUCUGUUGACGGUUAGGAGGACGGUUUUACACUUUGCCGUGAUUAUGCGACAGAAAUGGAAUUCCACGACAUUUGUGAGCUGAGGUGUUGUUUAAUAAAUUAAUAAGCACCGCUUAGAACAACCGGUAGUCUUUGCCUCUGCAAACAAAGAUCUAAUUUAGCGGAGAAGUUCUGAAAGAAGAGAGUUACCGACAGCAUCUCCAGAUAUAUUAGAAAAUGAAGACCCGGAUAGCGAUAGUCGCAUCGAUUGUUUUAGUCGUGGUACUUCAUGUGGAGAGUUCAGUUAUUCAGAGCAGGCUUGCGGAAUUGAGGGCAAAGAGGAGUCCAUGUGGGGCGUCAUGCGCUCCAUCCUGUGCUCCUCUGUGUCAGCCAUCAUGUUGUAUGCCAAUUCCACCACCGCCUCCUCCACCACCACCACCGCCUCCCCCACCAAUGCCAAUGGCAACGAUGGCUCCUCCUCCUCCGUGUCCUCCCGUUUGCUUGAAAUGGACGACAACUAUCAACCCAGUGGGCGGAAUGCCUCAAGUGUCUCCAAUUCAGUCUACUCCUUGUCCUGAUCAGUGCCAGCAGGCAGGCUGUUGUGCACCUCCACCAAUGAUGCCCCCUCAACCACCACCAAUGGUUAUGGGCCCUCCUCCUCCUAUGGUAGCACCUCCUCCUCCUCCAGUUCAGCCACCACCACCUUGCCCUCCAGGUUGCCCUAAGGCUUGCUAUCCAGCCUGUUCACAGAGGUGCUGCAACCCUCAACCACUCCCGCCCCUUCCACCACCAAUGCCACCGAUGCCUCCCAUGCAGCAAUGCCAGCCAUCCUGUGCUCCCACCUGCUGCCAGGGACCACCUCCUCAACCAAUGAUGAUGCCACCUUAUCCUCCAAUGAACAUGCAGCCACCUCCGAUGCAACCUCCUCCAAUGAUGAUGCCCCCUCAACAACCCAUGAUGAUGAUGCCUCCUCCACAGACAGUUUGCCCCGCGCCCUGUGCCCGAUCAUGCGCACCAAAAUGUAAACCUGAAUGUUGCGACAAAAGGAAGCGUAAUGCUGAGAACUAAAGUACUCUGGCUUUCGAGUCAACCAUACACCGACUGGACAACUACGCGCUAAUGGCGACGCCCUAGGCAUAGGGGUAAUCGAAGGAAAAGUCGAAGAUAUCCAUUCUUCGUUUCCUUUUCUGCUGUAAAUAAUGGACCACAGUCUUUUUUGUUUAUGCCACAAAAGGUGCUCAUUUUUGGGCUGCUCAUCAUAUCAAUUCAAUUAAACUGAACUAGGCAUGUCUCUUUGUGCUAAAUAGGGUGGUUAAUAAAAAUUGUUAAGAUUUUUGUUUCAAAA